Molecule: messenger RNA, 360 nt
Organism: Hydatigera taeniaeformis
Lineage: Eukaryota; Metazoa; Platyhelminthes; Cestoda; Cyclophyllidea; Taeniidae
Source: the annotation of a GenBank genome assembly
AUGCAACCGAGUUUUUGUGUGGCCCGGGAGAGGAGGGGAGAGAAAGAACUCUACCGUCAGGUGCUGAAUGGGGAUAUGAGUUCGUGGUUCCUGAGCUACUCACCUGAUUACACACAAACAACUAACAGUGCAGCCACUGUGGAGGGUCGGUGCUCACGAGGUGACAACUGCGAGAUGUGUUGCAGUCGUCAGCUCUAUUACCAACAAGACUCCCCGCCACACCAACAGCACCACCUAACCAGUCAACAUUCAGUGCCAGAGGAUCCACCGACCGAUUUGCUACGUCGCUAUUCGCCUGUGUUGGCGACAAGCUCUCAGGUGAGCAAUCACAUCCGACAGAUUAAUCGGGGAGUAAUUUAA